This is a messenger RNA of Caenorhabditis elegans, 1004 nucleotides long. It is a transcript of the gene math-39, whose product is annotated as MATH domain-containing protein. Lineage: Eukaryota; Metazoa; Nematoda; Chromadorea; Rhabditida; Rhabditidae. The record is from RefSeq and is marked reviewed. The transcript is spliced from 4 exons. The coding region runs from base 16 to 918 and encodes 300 amino acids.
UUUUCAGUACUCAUAAUGUCCAAUUCCUGCAAAGAGUUUUCAAUCAGCGAAAAUGUAAAAAAUAUCUCGCGAUUUGUGGAUGGAGAGAGCUACUACAACAACUUAGAAGACCGAUUCAAUAUUCCAUGGAGAAUGACCCUUGAGAGGAAAAAUUAUCAGUGUGGUUUUUAUUUAAGAUGCGAAAAAGAAGAAUGUGAAGCCAGAAAAUGGUCGAUUGAAACUGAAUAUACAUUGAAAUUGGUGUCACAGAAUGGAAAAAGUUUGAUGAAAAACUCGAAAUACACAUUUGAAAAGCCGAAAUCAUAUGGUUGGAUUAAUUUUCUCAGUUGGAAGGAAUUGGAAAGUGAUUAUGUAGUUGAUGAUAGUAUCGUGGUUGAAGCACAUGUUAAGAUCAUAAACAUUUUGGAUUCUCCGUGCACUGAAACAAGGGCCCAAAAAACUUUUCUGUUUAAUCACACUGUUCGAAAUAUUUCAAGAAUUAAAAAAAGAAGUAACUAUUACACCAAUGUAGAAACACAUUUCAAAAUUCCUUGGAAAAUUCAAAUUCAACGAAUUAAUGGAUUUUUUGGAGUGUUUCUACGAUGUGAAAAACAACGAUUUGAUAGCAAAAGCUGGGCUAUUGAAGUGGAAUAUGUUCUAACAUUGAAGUCUUCGAAUGGCCAAAGAUUGUCAUUAACAGGAACUACCACGUUUAACGAGCCCACUGGUUACGGUUAUGAAAAAUUCAUUCGAUGGGAUGAUAUGGAGAGAAAGUACGCGAUCAACGACAGCAUCGUAAUUGAAGCUCGAGUCAAAAUUAUGAAGAUGACUGGAUUUGAAGAUCUGCCACCUAAUGUAAAAUUAUCUGGAAUUGUAAUUCCAGUUGGAGAUCGGGAAUAUUCAAUGGAGGAGUGGAUGGAGUUGGCGUUUGGUUGUUAGUUUUGUAGUGGAGUGUAUGUGAAUUUGUUCAGAUUUUUUGUUUUUUUUCUGUUUUUUCUAACCCUAAAUAAAAUCAUUGCUCAAAU